Messenger RNA from Suillus subaureus, 597 nucleotides. RefSeq lists its product as uncharacterized. NCBI's taxonomy places the organism in Eukaryota, Fungi, Basidiomycota, Agaricomycetes, Boletales, Suillaceae. The transcript has a single exon. Bases 1 to 597 code for a protein of 198 amino acids. The record is from RefSeq and is a predicted model, not a curated record.
AUGCCAUCACAAACUGAUAUGUUUGUUGCUUCAGAGUGGCUCUCAUGUGGUCAUGUUUUUGACCAGAGCAAACUGCCACCUUCUGUUCAAUGUGAGAUCACACAGUUACUCAGGAUCCCAACUUCAAUGCAACCAACCAUCCCAUCUCAGACUCUGCCUGUCGCACAGCUACUUGACAUCAAUCUUUGCACAUCACUGGACUGUGAUCUUAGCCCAGACACCAUCAUUUUCUCAACAAACCCCCCUCUCCUCAGCUUUCCCAAUGAUUUCACAGCAUGGUCAAUUCCCCCACUCCAUUGCAUCACUCAGCUCCUUGAUCAGUUCAGUCAGGCUUGGUUUAACGGUCACACUUCAGUCAUCCAUCCACUUUCCCCAAUGUUUCACCUUCCAUUCUGGGUUCUUUCAUACUGGAGGGACAUCUCAUGUGCCCUGGAGGCUCAUCUCACCUGGAUAUCAGCCCAUGAUUGGGUUCUUCAGAGGCUUGAGGAUGAAGAGGACACAGGCCAUGGUGCUUCCGAGUUAGUAGUUGUAGAUGAGGUUCUAGAUUCACUUGAGCAUUUGCCAUGGGAUGUUGACUUGAAGGGGUUUGAUGCUUAG